AUGAGGGGCACACAGCUGGUGCUAGUGGUGCUGCUGGCGACCUGCAGCCGUGAGCUCGUGGUGGCCCUGCAAUGCUACACCUGUCAUGAGCCUACUGGUGCGUCCAGCUGUGUGACCAUCGCCACCUGCAGCGCCAACGAGACCGCAUGCAAGACCAUCCUCUACUCCCUGGAGACAGUGUACCCCUUCCUGGGGGACUCCACGGUGACCAAGUCCUGCGCGGUGCAGUGUGUGCCCUCGGACGUGGACGGCAUCGGCCAGACCCGGCCUGUGUCCUGCUGCAACACGGACCUCUGCAACAUAGACGGGGCCCCCGCCCUGGACGGCGGCCGCAGCCUGGCCUUGGCGCUGGCGCUCCUCCUGCUCUGCAGCCUCAGCCUCUAG
Messenger RNA from Zalophus californianus (California sea lion), 384 nucleotides. RefSeq names its product LY6/PLAUR domain containing 2 (gene LYPD2). Gene Ontology annotation, molecular function: acetylcholine receptor inhibitor activity. NCBI's taxonomy places the organism in Eukaryota, Metazoa, Chordata, Mammalia, Carnivora, Otariidae. The record is from RefSeq and is a predicted model, not a curated record. Bases 1 to 384 code for a protein of 127 amino acids. The transcript is spliced from 3 exons.